Messenger RNA from Rotaria socialis, 1992 nucleotides. NCBI's taxonomy places the organism in Eukaryota, Metazoa, Rotifera, Eurotatoria, Philodinida, Philodinidae. The record is from the annotation of a GenBank genome assembly.
AUGAGCGACCAAUCACGUGAACAGAUCUUAUCGGACUUUCAAAGUUGCACAGGUUUAGAACAUAUAGACGAAUGUAUUCACGUUCUAGAACAAUAUGAAUGGAUUUUACCGGCUGCUGUUCAAUCUGUUCUUGACAGAAUCGGAUGUGCGAAUGAUAAUGAAACAACAGUACCAAAUCAAGACACAGUUAAUAAUAGUACAUCAUCAGUAGCAAUAAAUACAACGAAUCAAAAUGUUAAUAAUAAACGACAAUCAGAUUCAAAUGACAUUGAUGAUUUAGAUCAACCAAGAAUUAUCAAAACUAUACCUGGUAGUCAACGAACGACUACAGGGAUUAUCGGACCAGUAGUUCGUGAUUUAAAUUUUACAAUUGAAUGUCGUGAUCGGACAGAGCAAAUAACUAUGUUUGAUAAUGAAAGCGUUUAUCAAUUAAAAGCAAAAAUAUGUGAAAAAAUUCCUAUCCCACCAAACAAACAAAAUUUUCUCAAUUGGGAAACGAAAAGUUUUGAUGAUCACACAAUUUUAAGAGACCUUCAUUUACCAAAAGAAAAUAAAAUACAACUUUCGUCAAUAGAAAAUGGAUCUGCAUCUCGAACUCAAACUCAUACAAGUUCAGAGGAAUUUCCAAUAACAGUGCUAUGCGAAGAUCAAUCAGGCAACAUGAUACCAUUUAAACUUACUUUACAAUCAAAUACAACCAUUAAUGACCUGAAAAAGAAAAUUGAACAUUCAGCUCACAUACCACUACAAAAUCAAAGUUGGCAAGGUUUACUAGGUGCAAAAGACUCGGAUGAAUUAAGUCAAACAUCUAUUACCUCUCAAAUACCUUUAAUUCUUCAUCGUUCAGACAGACAACUACCAUCAAUAAGAAAAGAGAUCAAAUAUUCAGUAACAACAAACGACGAUGAACGAAUGGAUAUUGAUCAUGAUAGUAGUUUAGAAACAUAUGAAGAUGAUAAUCAUGCUUUGUCUCAAAAUGAAACUAGCCCACAAUUUGAUGCAACGACAAUAGCAAGUCGAGUUCCACUUAUUCCUGAUGAGUGUACAGAUGAUGUAUCUGCACUGGAAAAUUUCGCUCGUGUUUUUCAUGCACGCUAUGGCUCAACAGGUCCCAUUCUCUACAUUGGCCCCUUAGAUCAAGCAAUACAAGAUUCAGUUUAUGCAUCAAUACAUAAUCGACGCCCAUUAGCCAUCUAUCUUCACAAUGAUCAAUCGGUCUGUGCCAAUGUAUUUUGCUCUCAAGUCUUAGCUACUGAUUCAAUUGUUGAAUAUUUAGCAAAUAACUAUGUUUUUUGGGCUUGGGAUGUAACAUCGGCUAGUAAUCGAACACGAUUAUUUGAAACAGUUCGCCGAUGUGUUGGCAAUCAAUGUGUUCAUCGUGUAGGUUCAAUAGAAAAUGAUACAUUUCCAUUGAUACUUAUUGUUGUACGAUCUCGUGGGUCACUAGAGUUAGUAAAUAUAAUCGAAGGAAAAAGUACACCAAGUGAAGUUUUACUUAAUCUCAUUCAAUCACAUGAAUCAUUUGAAGAACAACGAUUACGUGAUGUUGAUGAAGAAAUAAUGAGAGAAAAACGUGAAAAUCUAAAAAAACAACAAGAAGAUGAAUAUGAACAAUCUCUACAAGCAGAUCUAGCUAAAGAACGAGCGCGACAAGAAGAAUACGAUGCCAGCGAACGUUUAAAACAACAGAGAUUGCAACAACAAGAAGAAUCUAAAGCUCGUCUACCAGAAGAACCAAGUGAAACAGAAAAAAAUAUUAUUCGAUUGAAAAUUCGUCUACCGAAUGAUGAAGGUGUACUUAUGAGACGUUUUCAUAUCAACGAUAAUCUUCAAGUGUUAUUCGAUUACCUUACAACUCACGAACGUAUGCUUGGCGAGUACAAACUUUUGACAACUUAUCCUAAACGAGAUCUAGCAUCGCUGAAUGCAUCAGAUACGUUUGAACAAUUAAAAUUGUAUCCUCAGGAGCAACUUAUUCUCGAAUCUCUGUAA